This is a messenger RNA of Asterias rubens (European starfish), 3355 nucleotides long. Its product is annotated as urea-proton symporter DUR3-like. Gene Ontology annotation, cellular component: plasma membrane. Gene Ontology annotation, biological process: urea transmembrane transport. The coding region runs from base 362 to 2734 and encodes 790 amino acids. The transcript is spliced from 11 exons. Lineage: Eukaryota; Metazoa; Echinodermata; Asteroidea; Forcipulatida; Asteriidae. The record is from RefSeq and is a predicted model, not a curated record. Gene Ontology annotation, molecular function: urea transmembrane transporter activity.
ACCCAUAACAAACCUGCGCAGUUGGCCAUAAGACAACGUGUCUGUAAGGCCAAAUUACUUUUACACAGAUAUUAAUAUGAGUCUCCUGCAUAGGAACACUUCGUGAAGAAGACUGCCUAAUAUUGAUAAAAGUCGCCGAGGCGAAAUACAUCACAGAACCAUUCCAAGCUGUAUUCGUUACGGAACGAUGUAAUGAUUUUUGUCGGGAACGGCUAGCUCGCAGUCUGUCACCUUAAAGUAGAAGAGAAGUGCUCAGACGUGAACUCACUUAUUCUGACUGCUUGGUUAGAAGAUAGUCACCAGCGAUUAACAAAAAGAAAACGUUUUCUGGUAGUUGGAUUUAGACACCUUGACAUUGACAAUGUUUGUAGUUUGGAUAUUUCUUACUGGAAUGCAUGUCACUAUGGUCAGUGUCUCCAACGCAUCCACUGAACCUUCACCAGCAACUCAAGAUGGGUGCGUGGAUCUCCUUGAUGAUGCACGACGAGCCCUAGGUAACAUCAGUGCUACCUCAGAGUACUCUGUCGUAACACUUACCUUGAACCAGGCCAUAAUCAUGACGGCAAUUUUUGGAUUGUUUUGCAUAACGCUGGCACAUGCUUUCAACUGGAUUCGGGUUCAUGUAUACGAAGAUCAGGCAAAUUUGGACACUGAUUUCGAUGCUGGAGGACAAGUAUCAAUUGGACUGACUGCUACUACAGUGGUGUCCCAAUGGACAUGGGCAGCAACCCUACUGCAAUCAUCAGCAGUUGCAACAGCGACGGGUAUAAGUGGACCAUUCUGGUAUGCUGCUGGAGCUACAAUUCCACUUCUACUUUUCGCUUCUCUUUCUGCCCAAAUGAAAACCAGAGCCCCAGGUGCGAAGACGUUUCUGCAAGUAAUCAAGGCACGGUUUGGACCACGUACUCAUCUUGUGUUUUGUUUCUUUGCACUCCUGACUAAUGUCAUUGUGACUGCAAUGCUCAUGUUAGGUGGAUGUGCUGUAUUGACGAGUCUAGUGGAUGGUCUGAGCUUGGAGCUAGCCGCCAUGGCAUUAGCGGCUGUUAUAGGAACAUACACAUUCAUUGGAGGUCUGGGCGCUACCUUCUACGUCUCAUACUUCAAUACUUCUGUCAUUUUCAUCAUUAUGCUGCUUUUCCUAAUCAAGGUUUAUCACGACCCGACUGAUAGUCCAGAUAACCCGCUCGGCAGUGCAAAAAAAGUGUUUGACUUAAUUUCUUGCUCAGAAGGCCCAGUUGGAAACUGGCAGAAAAGCUACCUGACAUUCUUAUCACCCAAUGGCAUCAUGUUUGGCGUCGUAAACAUUGUUGGGAACUUCGGUACGGUAUUUGUGGAUCAGUCGUACUGGCAAAGUAGCGUUGCUGCUAAACCACGUCAGGGAAUGUGGGGAUUUCUUAUCGGUGGCUUGGUUUGGUUUGCAAUCCCCUUCUCUUUUGCGACUACGAUGGGUCUGGCGUAUGUUGCACUGGGCACCCACCGUGGAGAACCACUAUUAACAGCUUCACAAGUUGGAGAAGGUUUGGUUCCCCCGGCUGUAGCAAAGGAACUCAUGGGUCCAGUUGGAGGUGUACUUAUGGUUAUUCUGAUUCUCAUGGCUGUUACAUCAACUGGAUCGGCGGAAGUUAUUGCUAUUACUUCAAUCAUCGUUUACGACCUGUACCAGAUACACCUGAAACCGUAUAGGAGCUCAGCAGAUACCAACAGCUGCUUACUUUGUGGUAAAUCCAGAGGGAGGAUGGCCAACAAGAGGGAUAUGUGUUCUUGUUGCAAUAUGGGCAACUGUAAUUCGUGUACAACAGAUACCAGAGUGCGGACAGAAUGCAAGCGAGCGUUAAAACCACACUACAAAUGCAAAUCCCAUGGCGCUUAUCGAACCUACUUGGAACUUCUGAAGUUGAAAAGAGACUGGGCAAUACUAUGGGUUGCUAUCUGCAUUAUUCCACUCACGUUACUCUUCAACAUUUUGCAGGUAACACUGAGUGGGGUAUACUCUGCAAUGGGUGUAUUCAUUGGCUCAUCUGUGUGUCCAAUUGUUCUGAGUACCUUCUGGACACGUCUUACCAGCAAGGCUAUGGCAUGUGGCGCAAUCUUUGGUAUGUUUCUUGGAAUCGCUGCGUGGCUGAUCUCAGCAACUUUACUGUACCACAAAUUUGACCUGUCGGCAUUUAUGAGGGGUCAACAAGGAGGAAAUGCAUUUGAGGUGAGCAUGUUAAUCGGUAACUGCGUGUCCCUUCUCUCUGGUGGCAUAAUCACUGUAUGUUUCAGCUUUGCCACUGGAAAAAGGUUAACUGAAGAAGAAAGUUUAGAAAUCUGGGAGAAAACUCGGGACAUCGACAAUCCACUUUCACCGUGGACUGAGUUGUAUGUCAGGGAAUUCAACAUAACUGACGUGAAGUUGGUGUAUAACAGGCCGUCGUUGGCUCAAAUGCUUCAAGAAUUCAAGCGGACAAGGUACGCCGUGCUCAUUAUCGGCGUGGGAACUACUGUUAUGUUUGUUCUUGUCUGGCCAAUUAUUAUGUCUUCAUUACUCAUAAUUACCGAUGUGCAAUUUCAACACUGGAUCAAUUUGACGGAUACUUGGGCAUUUACUGCCGCUGUGUUUAUCAUUACUGUGCCUCUCGUGACAGAGGUCAAAGACAUUAUACAACAGUUCAAACACAAGAGGGCGCGAGUUCGGGUCGCUCCAACGACAACUGGCUCUGCAGAGUCACGUAUCGCUGAGGAACGAGCUUGACUUGAGCUACAACAUGUAAUUGUAGAGUUGCAAUGAAAACGGGAAAAAUCUCACAACGCGGACAAAAUAAAAGAUGGCACUGUACCACGUGUUCCGCCACAGUAAGCUAAGGUCUAUACCGAGACUAGACGAUACGUGAAGGUGUAAAUUCAAAACUUAAAAAGGCAAAGAAAGUAAAAGUUACAAGAAAUGAAAAAAGGCAAUAGAAAAGUAAGUCCAAACCCUCUUCUGACCCGUGCAUGCAUAUAUAAUAACCUUAAUAAACACUUAAUCAUAAUUAACAACAAUUUCUUUUAAAGUUGUAGGCCUAUACUGUUGAUUCAGUGAGUAUUAAUCUGUAGACCUGUCUCAGAAUUAGGAUGUGUCUCCAAAAUUUAGUUUAAUUAGAUAAAACUGCAGUGUGAAGACUUAUUCUUUCUUCACAGCGUGAUAAUUCCGACCAAAAUUACAAAGAGCCUCUACCUCGACGACCAGUACUGCUUAGCCAAUACCGGGUUAAUGCAUUGUUAGUCCAUUAGACACCAGUCUUAUCACGUAUCUCAGGAUAGGCAGAUAAUAACAAACCUGUAAAAAUGUUGAGCUCAAUUGGUCAUCGAAGUUGCGAUAUAAUAGUGAAAGAAA